CCCACCCUAUACCGGAAGCGUCGCUGGUUGGUUAUAAUGGCGUCAACCCACCACUGAGAGGACGACUGCGACAUCACUUAGCUGGAGUUUUACAGAUGAAACAAAGCCUUCCUUCUGCUGAAGACGGUGUCUGUCGGUGGUGAAGUUGUGAAUACAUCUUAGACAGUGAUAUUAUCGCUAUGGUUGUGAAGGAGUAGCUGUUGUUGACUAAAGGGACUAAAGCUAAACACUGAGCUACACAGCUAACACAUCAUCUCUCUCCUCUGAGCAGCACACUACCAGACCUUAGCAUGCCAAAGGAGGAAGACCACCCCGAGCGUGGAGGAGACAAGGAGUCGAAGGAGGAGAGGACGCAGGAUGCUCGCGAGGACACAGUGAGGAAGAGGAUCCGGGCAAAUACCCCGAGCCCGCACAGGGGGAACACUCCUCAAGCCAGCCCCCCCAGGUUUGUCUCUGUGGAGGAGCUGAUGGAGACAGCUAAAGGAGUCACCAACAUGGCUUUGGCCCAUGAAAUAAUGGUCAACCAUGAGUUUCAAGUCAAACCUGCAGAGUUUCCUGAAGAGAGUUUGGAGCGCAAAGUGAAGGAGAUUAUGCACAAAGCAUUCUGGGAUUGUUUGGAAGCUCAGUUGAAGGAGGAUCCGCCGACGUACGGACAUUGCAUCAAACUGCUGGCUGAGAUCAAAGAGACACUGCUGUCUUUCUUGCUGCCGGGCCACGGUCGUCUGCGUACCCGUAUCGACGAGGUUCUGGAUCUGGCUCUAAUCCAGCAGCAGGCUGAGAACGGAGCACUUGACAUCAGUCAACUGUCCAAGUUCAUCGUUGGGAUGAUGGGCUCGCUGUGCGCCCCCUGCAGAGAUGAGGACAUCAAUAAGCUAAAGGAGAGCACCGAUAUUGUGCCUCUGCUCAAGGCAAUAUUCUCUGCGCUGGACCUGAUGAAGGUGGACAUGGCUAACUUUGCCCUGACCAGCAUCAGGCCUCAUCUGAUGCAACAAUCGGUUGAGUACGAGAGGAGCAAGUUCCAGGAGUUUCUGGAGAAACAACCCAAUGCCUUAGACUACACUGAGAAGUGGCUUGAGGACACAGCGAGAUGCCUGAGAGAGGCCGGGGCGGAUGGUUCUAGUGCUGCCUCAUCUGACCCUCCCUCACUCCUCCCCGUUGAUGUCCAUAAUCAUGCCUAUCUACGCCUGCUGAAGUGGGACCACGCCUCAGACCCCUUCCCAGAGACAGUGAUGAUGGAUCAUGUUCGGUUCCAGGAGAUGCAUCAGGAGGCUGAGCAAUUAGUCCUGCUCUCUUCCGUACUGCUCAUCAUCUACACUACCACAGGGGAGGCUAUCUCAGGCUUGCCAGGGCUGAUGGAGACUCUUAAAAACACUGUCAAUGUCAUGCUUGCAGACAUGCACACACCGUCUUUUAGUGCACAGGAGGCCUUAGCAACCAUCGGGGAGAAACUGUGUGUUGAGCUGAGUCAAUGUCUAAGCCAACAUGGCUACUCUCCAUUCUCAGCUGACCGGAAGAGCACUCUGAGGGGUCAAAUCUCAGCUUCCAUCCAGCCAGACAACACGAUCCGCAAGCUGAUGGAGUCUCGUGUCCAGAACUAUCUCCUGGCGUCCCUGGAGUCCAGUCAACAUAAGACCCCUCCUUCUCUCCCAGGAGGUCUGGCUCCAGUCAGCAAGGAGCUGAAGGAGCUCGCUGUUCGUUUCAGUCGCCUCGUCAACUUCAACAAGCUGGUCUUCUCCCCGUUCUACCAAAAGAUUCUCCAUCAAAUCCUGUCAGCAGGGGAGAGUCAGACGUAAACACCGAAAUAAGGA
This is a messenger RNA of Sebastes umbrosus (honeycomb rockfish), 1808 nucleotides long. It is a transcript of the gene tcp11l1, whose product is annotated as t-complex 11, testis-specific-like 1. Gene Ontology annotation, biological process: signal transduction. The record is from RefSeq and is a predicted model, not a curated record. Lineage: Eukaryota; Metazoa; Chordata; Actinopteri; Perciformes; Sebastidae. The transcript is spliced from 10 exons. The coding region runs from base 291 to 1793 and encodes 500 amino acids.